Micropterus salmoides (largemouth bass) is the source of this 2493-nucleotide messenger RNA. RefSeq lists its product as uncharacterized. The coding region runs from base 1244 to 1990 and encodes 248 amino acids. Lineage: Eukaryota; Metazoa; Chordata; Actinopteri; Centrarchiformes; Centrarchidae. The record is from RefSeq and is a predicted model, not a curated record. Gene Ontology annotation, molecular function: calcium ion binding. The transcript is spliced from 4 exons.
GUUAGCUAAAAUGAACGGAUUAACAAUUGAAAUAGUUAGCUAAAAGGAACUUGAAAUAUUUAGAUUAAAGUAAUGUGUAACAUUUAAACUAGUUAGCAAAAAUGAACGGAUAAACAGUUGAAUUAUUUAGGUAAAAGUAAAGGAAAAACAUCUGAAAUAGCUAAAAAUAACAUGUAUGCAGUUAUAUUUGCUAUAUAGGUAAUUGUUGCAAUAGCUAGCUAAAGUUAAUAGACAUUUGAAACUGUUAGCUAAAUGUGUAAACAGUUGAAAUAGUGAGGUAAAAGUGAUGGACAGAUGGUUGAAAUAGAUAUAUGAAAGUAUUGGAUAAAGAAUAGUUAGCUAAAUGUUAGAUGCAGUUGAAAUAGAUAGCAAAGAUGUAUGGAUAAACAGUUGAAGCUAAAUAGUAUUGGUGAUAGGGUUUUUCUGACAGCUUGGCAGCCCUAGGUUUAGUCAUGGUUUAGUCAUGUUCAGUUAGAAAUAGUCUGGCCUGGUUUAUUUUCUUUGUUAAAUGUCAAGCAACCUCACAUUCAACUAGUGGUUUAAAGGUUUGUUUGAAGGUCAAUAGAAAAAUACAUCUACCUCUAUUAUGAACACCAACAUUUCAUCUUCUCUUCCACAGGGAUCACAGUGACUUAACUCCAACCUCAUAUCUUCUGUAAACACAGAGCUGAGAGCUGCUUCCUUCCUCGUCCUGGAUAAGACGUUUCACAUGUAGGAGGCCAACAUGAAGAAAAAAAAGCAGCAGCCCAGAAAACUCACCAAAGAAAAGUAUAAAAAUGUGUGUAAAGUACGAACCAACAGUCAAACCAAAUGACCAUAAAAGGCUUCAGUGUAUUAUGACUCUUUUAGGAAGUAGUGUGUUAAAUGUUUAUAGUUAGUGACAGAAGGCCUGUAGUUGACCCUUAACACUUAAUGGUUUGACAUUUUAAGAAAUACGCUUAUUCACUUUCUUGCUGAGAGUUAUGUAAGAAGGUCAAAACCACUGAACGGUAAAUAUGAAGCUACCAAUAGCUACAGGUUAGCUUAGCUUAGCAGUUUGCCAGGAACUUGCUGUGACCCUAAAUCUAGUUUAAUUACUAACACGCUACUUGAUAUUAUCAGAAGGCCUUAUUAUAAAUUUACAAGAUGUCAAUCUUGUCCAAAGUGUUAAAUUAACACUUUUGUAAAAAAAAAAAAGUAUCACUGCAUAAAAACACCUGUGCCGAUACAAGCAAGUGCCUUUAUCACGUUAUUUAAGGUUUCCAUGGACAAAGCCUCCCAGGCCUUCAGGUCCAACAGGCUGGAGUUUGAGAGCUUCCUGCAUGAGAUGAUUCGGUGGUUUUCAGACCGUCAACAGGAGGUGGACGAGCUGUUCAGCCACAGUGACACAGACAGAAGUGGAUCAGUCAACCUGAAGGAUUUUGAGCUGGGUCUGAUUAACUUGGACGUCCCUUGUCAGCAGUUUCAGCUCCACAUGCUGAGUCAGCUGCUGAAGACCAACGACAACAUGAUCAGUUAUCAAGACUUGAGCAGCCAAGUGCAGAGACGGAGACUGAGUGACAGCACACAGAUCGACCCUCAGAUAUCAGAGGACGUCUCUGGUUUGGAAAGAAGUGCUCGCCGUCAGCUGUUAAACCCUGACAAGGACAAGUUCAUCCGUCUGCGUGUCAGACUGAUCCCCUUCGAAUCAGCUGCUGCCCAUCCAGGGAACUUUGUGGUGGUUUUGUCGAGCAGCAGCAGAGUUUUCGGCCUGAUCAGGAUGAUCCAGGACCGGGUCGGGAUCCAGACCUCCAGGCUGGAGGUUUUCCGGAGCAGAGUGCCCACAGAGGAGGCCCGCCUGCUACCAGAGUGCUCCCUGGAGGAGUGUGGCUUUAAAGGGGGGCCAGAGGAAACUCCUCCAGAGGACACUGUGUACUACGACUACAGACUGCCGUUUACAGACUGUCCCAUCCUCAACUGUGACCAGUACUUCAGGUCAAAGCCAGACUCUGCUGCCGGUGUCCGUAAAUGACAUAACUGUCCAACUUUUUUUAGCCAUGCAUGUUAGCAGUGUGGAUAUAGAGAUGUCGGUCGGCCUACUACUUUUAACUUGCCAUCUUGGCAGUGCCUUGACUUGCCGGCUUCCUUCUAAUCCAAAAAAAUGGAGAGAGGUGGAGCUGAGGCGAGUUGCUGCAGCUAGCCACCUGUGAUGGUACCCACCUGUCACUCAAAGCGGCCAUGAAUAUAACUAUGCAUAACUUUUUUGUACCAGAUUUAGCUACUAGCUCAUUGCCAUCUGCAUUGACUAGAUAAAUAGCUAAUGUUAGCAUGCUAAGAGUAAAUUGUCAUAUUUUUGUUGGGUCUAACUCUUUUUUUUUUUUUUUUAUUAAAUAGAGUUAUUUUUUUGUAUAACAAUCUUUAUGAAGUAUAUUAAAUGAUGUCUUGAGCUUGACUUAAAAUCUUGAAGUGGUAGCUGUGGCCUCUCAAACCUCUUUACUCUGUCUUUCACAAAUUACAAGCCAUGUUUUCCUGGUU